AUGUCAGACUCGAUUCCACCCUCGCUGCUAGCAAUCGAAGCUCUAGAGCCAUAUACUCUGACCAACUCUCCCAAACGGGUUCCUCAACUACCAAACAACCACCUGCAGUCUCACCCUCCAGCCACCAAACAACAAGGUUCCUCCCAUUUCCCUCCCCAAGCAUCUCUCUGCCCUGAGACCGGAGCUAUGCAAAGCUAUACGGAGAAAUAUACUGGGGGCAAGGAGCUGGCGACAGGAGCAUACGAGAAAGAAGGGGACAUGGAAGAAUUGAUCCUGCAAUUGCGAAUCCGGGUCGCAGUUCUAGAGAACGAACUAAAGCAUAAGGAGCGUGAGAGGGAUGAGGCAGUCAGUGCGUGUGGCACUGUUGUGCGGUAUUUGGGCUCUAGUUCUGGCCUUAUGAGUGGAAGUGGGGGGACCGUCAUGGAAGAUGAGAUCCCUGCUCGAGAUGACAAGUUGGAGAGGUUGGAACAGGAGGUUCAGAAAUUGAAGAGAGAGAAUGCCGUUCUUUGGGCGAGAAUUGAGAGUCGAGAGCUGGGUCGAGAUGUUGCUCAUUUAGGUGCUGCAGUCCUGGGCUUGGAGACCACAGGACAAAGUUGUGUGAAGGAGGACUCAAUCCCAAACCAGGUUUCAGGUGAAGCGAAAGGGAAGGGUAAGAUGGUGGACGCAGAUGGAUGUUCUCGUAAUAUGGAACUCGUCAGCAGAGAUCGAGCCUUCGGCCUCUCACCGCAACACCCCAAGAAUCAAGGAGCGGAAACGAUCUUGACAACACCAACGAAGCUAGAGAAAAGCACCUCUUCUUUUGAUCGACAGAAGGUGCGAUUUACCUCUGACGAUGUCGACCUCGCAACAGCGGCCUGGGGUAAGAGUAUGGUUUCCGGAAGCACCACGGUUCCCAACUCGCCUGUUCCUCCCGCAGUGAGUUCGUCCUAUGCACCUUUCUCGUCCAAAGACGUAGGCUUUCAAUCUCUGGAUGAGAUUCUUGGCCCUGAGGGAUCAGACCAACCACCUCCCCCUGGUCCCAUCACAGCUCCCAUCCAAGCACCCCAGGUCUUGGAGGAGGGACCUGGUAUUGAUGAGGAAGUCGAGGAACAAAUGAAAGCCAUGACAUCUCUUGAGGACCUUCCCAUUCCAACCGUCUUGAAGACAGGCUUUGACUUGAAAGGAAGUUUCAGGGGUCAGGAUUACGACUAUUCUCUGGCCCCAAGGGAUUAUAAGAACUUCAACCGGUUUACUUCUAGCCAUGAUUCGAGAUCCUCCCACAGCCGUCAUAUUUCUAUGUCCAACUCGUCAUUUGAGACGCCAAAAACUUUUAACGGUGUAGAAGACAUCUGGUCCUCGCCAAAAGAACGCGAGGCAGCUAUUAAUAUCUACCUCCGACACUCUGACCCGAGAGACCGCGGCAAAUUCGCAGAUUUCUUCCAAUAUGGCAUCUGUUAUGUACCUUCUGGAGCGGAUUCGAACCAUUUCCGCACUAUCCUCAUCUCCAACCUGCCCAUGGAUACAGAGUUGAGAGACGUCCUUGCCCGGGUCCGAGGAGGUGAGAUUGUGAGCGCCAAUCUCUUGGAUACCGAGAAAUUGACAGGCAGCAAGACAGCCCUGGUACAAUUUCUAAACGAUGACGCGGUGGAGGCGUAUCUCUUCUAUACCCAAACCCAUGCAGUCCGUUUCGGUUCCUCGAAGCAAAAAGCCCAUAUCACGCUCGUGACAACACCAACCUGGCCACUCACAGCCGGCACGCUUCGUUGCAUGAUCCAACUGGGACAGACACGCUGUCUGGCAAUCCCCAACUUCUCCUACUCCUCCUAUUCGCUUGAUGCUCUGAAGCGUGAUCUCGAGUUCUAUCCUGGCUUUCAUGGACGAGCGAUCGUGGAUUUGUGGCUCGAUGAGCAGCAGACUCUGCAUCUGCAGUACGCGAGCGUGCGUACGGCAGGCUCUGCAUAUGGGAUCCUAUCGAGUUGGAACGUGUACCGCCAGCUGAAACUGGAGGUUUUCUUCACUCCUGAUCCUUGCGCGGGAUCGGUGGAGGAACUUGAGCUUCCUCUCCCGCAACGAUCGCCUAUGCUAUUGUACACUGACUUGCCUUCCCCUGGAAAUCUGCGGACUGAAUCACGUUCUGAGAGACAGGGUGGAGAGCGCGUGAGCGAGGGAGUGCUCGGUGAUGAGAGAAAGAAAUCAGCAGCUCUCGCGAACCAAAGAGUUGAAAUCCCUAGCUUCGCUGGUGAGCGAUUCACAUCCUCUUCAUGGGCAGAUGAGGUGAUUGAAGAAGCGGAAGGUGAUUCUGGGGAUACUCUUCUCCCUCUCGACCAGCCUAUCGAAUAUCCCGCCCUCCUUCCUAACACUUCUGCUCAGCCUUUUGGUGAAAAAUGGAGUGCGCAAAAUGCGGUAGGGCAGACGGUCAUGAUGGAAAACCUUAACCAGGUUAUGGCUUCCAAGGAGCACGGUUUCCGCAAACCACCCAUUGGGCUCGCGGGGUCCAAAUACGCAUCUCUCGUCCCGGGAUUCGAGGAUCUGCCGUCUGUUCCCCAGGCGAAGAAGCUUCCCAUUGGUAUGGCAUUGAGCUCGGAUUCUGAAGAGAGUCCCACUUCGAAGGAUAAUGAGAAAUCCGACACAAAGAAUGCUGGAGCAGCAGGUGUGCAACCACGAGCAGCAUUCCCAAGAUCUACUAUCUCAUCCUCACCAGUUGAGCAACAAGGUCAGACCGCCGAAGAUUCGGGACUGCGAACCCCACCGCGAGUAAAUCUCGAAUCUCUCCUUCAGAGCUCGCCCUCCGCUUCCCUCCCCAGCCCCAGCAAGCCCUGGGCCUCCCAAUUUUCUUCUUUCACUCACGGUAUUCCCAAGCAUCAAGCCUCCACCCUCUCUGUAUCCAAGAAAGAAGAGCAUCAGGGGACGCACAGAUCUCAUGCUGAAUUGAACACCCGAGAUAUGUCGAAGGCUGGUCGUGUACCUGACGCAGAUGUUCCAGAAUUCACACUGCCCAGUCCGAUUUCUCCCUUUGUCUCAUCACGACGACCUACGGGCAUGCACCCAGGAAUGCAUAAUUCAAAGAAUGAGCACUUCAUCCUAGCCGUGCAGAAGCUAGAAGAUCCUUUCACCGGCCCGUUUAAUCACCCGAAGUUGGGUAUGAAUUCGAAGCAGGAUGAGGUUGGGGUGCGUAAUCCGGAUGAGAUUGCUCUCGAUAUGGAUGGUGCUUGCGAAUGA
Messenger RNA from Amorphotheca resinae ATCC 22711, 3198 nucleotides. RefSeq lists its product as hypothetical. NCBI's taxonomy places the organism in Eukaryota, Fungi, Ascomycota, Leotiomycetes, Helotiales, Amorphothecaceae. Bases 1 to 3198 code for a protein of 1065 amino acids. The transcript has a single exon. The record is from RefSeq and is a predicted model, not a curated record.